AUGUAUAUGUCAUGGUAUGAGUCACAUGCCAUGCAUGACACCGGGCAUCAAGAAGAAUAUUACAAGAGAGUCCGAGUCAGGUAUUCAGAUGGUGAUGAUGGAGCUACAGGUUGCCAAUCAUUACCGGCCAAAGUUCUUGCAGAUCCAAUUGUUUGGAACCUGCAUUCAAUGUUGAGGAAUGUAAUGUCAUCUGCCAUGUACCAAUUGAACCUUGACCUGGCGACGUCAGCAGAGAAAUCUGAUAGGGACACCAUCAUCAAGGUGGUCAAGCAGAUCACGUCCCUCAAGCUAGUGUGCGCCACAUGUCACAAAAGCAGCGAGAUAUUGAGGGAUGUGGCGGACACUGUGAACGCUCUGAUUGAGGUGCUGAUUCUAAAUGCAUCUCGAUUGCUGCUUCAUGAAUUGAGCGAUAACGACACAGCUGUGUUCGAUUGGCGUGAACAUUAUGUUGAUCUGGGUAUCCCCAUAGCAACCACAAAUCAAGCCAACAUUGAAGACAGUGCCAAAGAUGUCAGUAGCAACAGGAUGGACAACACUGCUGAUGAUGCACACGCUGCUGAGAAGAGCAAUGGUCCCAUUCAGGCCACCCAAAUGUCCCUGCCAAAAGGGAAGAAAAAACCUACUCCUGUUCCACACCGUGCACAGAAAGUAACACCUGUCCUGCAAGACGCAAUGAAUGUUGAGCAUGUCAAAGAAGAGGAACCCUCUGGCGCUAAUGAUGAUAUUGAAAUGGAGCAACCCACUGGCCUAAACGACGCAAUUGCUGAGUCUAACCCUCGCUCAUCAUCAUGCAUCACUUUUGAUCAAGUGUUAACAAACGAUCCAAAGGUUCGAGAUGUUCAAAAAGGUGAUGCUAAUGAUUGUGUCGUCGUCAGGGAAUCUGGAACAGCGCAUCUGGAGUCAGAUCCAGAUGCGGCCACAUUGUUGUAUAAAAGCAUCAACCAGUUGGCUCUGGAACCAGGCAGCCCGCUCUCCAAUCCUGCCUCACUUGGUGAUGGUGAUGAUCAAUCUGCCGAUGAGGCCAUGCUUGCCAAAGAUGUCAACUUAGUAGCGGAGCUUGAUGCUUCUGAUCAAUCUGCCUCAGCGGCACCAUCCAUUGCGCCUUCAGAGGGCUCUUUGGCGUCCAAACGUUCUCGCCAGGAUGCCAUGCUUAUGUCCCCGAACAACAAUAAGAAACACAAACAUGCCACCAACCAGGCUCAGUCGUCACAUGCAGAUGAUGGUGAUGUUGGUAUCAUCGCUGCUCCUGGCAUGUAG
Suillus subalutaceus is the source of this 1257-nucleotide messenger RNA. RefSeq lists its product as uncharacterized. The coding region runs from base 1 to 1257 and encodes 418 amino acids. The record is from RefSeq and is a predicted model, not a curated record. NCBI's taxonomy places the organism in Eukaryota, Fungi, Basidiomycota, Agaricomycetes, Boletales, Suillaceae. The transcript is spliced from 10 exons.